Messenger RNA from Mixia osmundae IAM 14324, 1431 nucleotides. RefSeq lists its product as uncharacterized. The transcript has 6 exons. Lineage: Eukaryota; Fungi; Basidiomycota; Mixiomycetes; Mixiales; Mixiaceae. The coding region runs from base 1 to 1431 and encodes 476 amino acids. The record is from RefSeq and is a predicted model, not a curated record. Gene Ontology annotation, molecular function: ATP binding; protein serine/threonine kinase activity. Gene Ontology annotation, biological process: peptidyl-serine phosphorylation; intracellular signal transduction.
AUGCCAGGUCAACAAGCCGAUUCAGCCAAUUAUGUCUACUUUGAUCGCUCGACUGCUGGCUUCUCCAAAGCGACACUCGAGAAGGCCAUGGCCACCAAGGUGAAGCUAGAGCACGGGUAUCGCAAAGCGGUCGAAGAGAUUGUCGAGCGCAACACGCGCCGAGCUGAGCUAGAGAAGCGUCUUGCGACCGACACAUCGAUCAGUGAUGACCGAAAAGUCAGGCAACUGAACGCACUCGGUCGCACCGAGUCGUCUUUUCUUCGAUUGAAGCGCACCCGACUCGGUCUCGAUGACUUCAGGACCGUCAAAGUUAUCGGAAAGGGUGCCUUUGGUGAGGUCAGGCUGGUGCAAAAGAUAGACACCGGUAAGAUAUAUGCCAUGAAGACGCUCCGCAAGUCGGAGAUGUUCAAAAAGGAUCAGCUCGCCCAUGUUAGAGCAGAGCGCGAUGUCCUGGCCGAAUCGAAUUCGCCAUGGGUCGUUCAGCUGUACUACUCGUUCCAGGACACAUUCUAUCUGUACCUGCUCAUGGAGUUCCUGCCUGGCGGUGAUCUCAUGACAAUGCUCAUCAAGCAUGACACCUUCAGCGAGGAUGUCACACGUUUCUACAUGGCCGAGUGUAUCCUCGCUAUUGAAGCCAUCCACAAACUCGGUUUCAUUCAUCGCGACAUCAAACCCGACAACAUCCUCAUCGACAAGGACGGCCAUGUCAAGAUGUCUGACUUUGGUCUUUCCACUGGCUUCCACAAGCAGCACGAUUCAGCAUACUAUCAGCGUUUGCUAGAAGGUGGCGCGACAAGUGCUGCUACCGCACAGCAAAACUCUCGCAACUCUUUAGCGAUCAACGCAAUCAAUCUGACAGUGUCGAACAAGGAUCAGAUCGCGACGUGGAAGGCCAACAGGCGCAAGCUCGCUUACUCGACUGUCGGUACCCCGGACUACAUUGCGCCAGAAGUCUUCUCGCAGCAAGGCUAUGGACGAGAAUGCGAUUGGUGGAGCUUGGGUGCUAUCUUCUGGGAGUGCCUGAUCGGCUAUCCUCCUUUCUGCUCAGAGAAUGCGCACGACACAUACCGCAAGAUCAUCGCAUGGCAGCAGUACCUCGUCAUCCCAGAUGAUGUCCAUCUUUCGCGCGAAGCCGAAGAUCUGAUCAAGAGGAUGAUCACCUCGCCCGAGCAACGAUUGGGACGCAACGGUGCCGAUGAGAUCAAAAACCAUCCGUUCUUCGCGGGUGUCGAUUGGAACACCAUCCGCAAUAUCGAAGCGCCCUUUGUGCCUCAUCUCAAGUCUACUUUCGAUACAUCUUACUUCCCGACUGAUGAUCUCAACGAUGUAGCGACAGAGCCUGCAGGCGACGGUACAGGCGUCGGAUCGAAAGAUCUGGCUUUCAUUGGCUAUACGUUCCGCCGAUACGAGAGUAACUCGCAUGCUUUCUGA